Molecule: messenger RNA, 2485 nt
Organism: Arachis ipaensis
Lineage: Eukaryota; Viridiplantae; Streptophyta; Magnoliopsida; Fabales; Fabaceae
Product: pentatricopeptide (PPR) repeat-containing protein
Biological process (GO): RNA modification
Molecular function (GO): RNA binding; protein binding; zinc ion binding
Source: RefSeq, a predicted model, not a curated record
CACGCACCAUUUUUUCGCGCCACAAAACACUUAAAAAAAAAAAUGCCACCCUCUUCUUCCAACUACUACUGUUCUUUGCUCAAAGUUUGCUGCGAAAUCCGCAAUAUUAACCAACUCAAGAAGCUCCAUUGCCUCAUAAUCAAGGCUUUCAUAGACCCAGAAACAUUCUUAUUGAAUAACAUCAUCAGCUCUUAUGCAAAACUCGGCAGAAUCAGAUAUGCACGUACGGUGUUCGACAAAAUGCCCCAACCGAAUGUAUACUCGUGGAACAGCAUUCUUUCUGCGUAUUCAAAACUGGGUCAGGUUUCUGAGAUGGAAAACUUGUUUGUUGCCAUGCCAACCCGUGAUGUGGUGUCUUGGAAUUCCCUUAUUUCGGGGUAUGCUGGUUGUGGUUCCCUUGACCAAUCAGUGAAGGCCUAUAACUUGAUGUUGAAUGAUGGGCUGUACCAUCUGAAUAGGAUCACGCUCUCGACGAUGCUUAUUCUUGCAUCUGAUCAGGGGUGUGUCUAUUUGGGACAGCAGAUUCAUGGGCAUGUGGUGAAAUUCGGUUUUGGGUGUUAUGUUUUUGUUGGGAGUCCUUUAGUGAAUAUGUACUUGAGGAUGGGAAUGGUAUCUUCUGCAAGGCAAGCUUUUGAAGAAGUGUCGGAGAAGAAUGUGGUUUUGUAUAAUACUUUGUUGACGGGGCUUAUGCGAUGUGGUAGGAUUGAAGAUUCGAGGCGUUUGUUUUAUGAUAUGCGAGAGAGGGAUUCGAUUUCUUGGACAACAAUGAUCACAGGGUCUGCUCAGAAUGGGUUGCACGAAGAAGCUAUUGAUUUUUUCAGAGAGAUGAGAUUGGAAAAUCUAGAGAUCGAUCAGUACACAUUUGGAAGUGUGUUAACUGCAUGUGGUGGUCUUAUGGCUUUGCAAGAAGGCAAGCAGGUUCAUGCUUACAUAAUUAGGACUGAUUAUAAGGAUAAUAUAUUUGUCGGCAGCGCUCUUGUUGACAUGUAUUGCAAAUGCAAGAGUAUAAAAUCAGCAGAAACGGUUUUCAAGAGGAUGUCCUGCAAGAAUGUUAUCUCUUGGACCGCAAUGUUGGUGGGAUAUGGACAGAAUGGUUAUAGUGAAGAAGCUGUUAAAGUCUUUUGUGAUAUGCAAAACUUUGGGAUCGAGCCAGAUGAUUUUACCCUUGGGAGUGUAAUUAGCUCAUGCGCAAACCUUGCAAGCUUAGAAGAGGGUGCCCAAUUUCAUGGGAGGGCUCUGGUUUCUGGCCUGAUUUCUUUUCUUACUGUUUCCAAUGCACUAGUUACAUUAUAUGGGAAGUGUGGGAGCCUUGAAGACUCUCAUCGACUUUUUAAUGAAAUGACCUUCAGAGAUGAAGUCUCUUGGACAGCACUUGUUUCUGGAUAUGCACAGUUUGGUAAAGCCGAUGAAACAAUCAGGUUAUUCGAAACAAUGUUAGCACAUGGUUUGAAACCCGACAAGGUUACUUUCAUUGGGGUUCUUGCAGCUUGCAGUAGGGCAGGACUAGUAGAGAACGGAAAACAGAUAUUUGAAUCGAUGAUUAAGGAACAUGGGAUUACGCCAAUUCAAGAUCAUUACACCUGCAUGAUUGACCUUUUUAGUCGAGCUGGUAGAUUAGAUGAAGCAAGGAAUUUUAUAAAUAGGAUGCCUUUCGGUCCUGAUGGAAUUGGUUGGUCAACCUUAUUAAGUUCAUGUAGAUUCCAUGGAAACAUGGAAAUUGGCAAGUGGGCUGCUGAGUCUCUCUUGGAAUUAGAACCACAUAACACUGCAUGCUACAUCUUACUUUCCAGCAUCUAUGCAGCCAAAGGGGAAUGGGAAGAAGUUGCCAAAUUAAGAAAAGGGAUGAGAGAUAAGGGACUGCGAAAGGAACCAGGAUGUAGCUGGAUCAAAUAUAAGAACCAAGUAUACAUUUUCUCUGCGGAUGAUCAGUCAAAUCCAUUUUUGGAUCGGAUAUAUUCUGAGCUUGAAAAGCUGCAUGACAAAAUGAUACAAGAAGGAUAUGUGCCUGAUAUGAAUUCUGUUCUGCAUGAUGUUGGGGAUUCAGAGAAAUUAAGAAUGCUUAAUCAUCAUAGUGAAAAGCUUGCUAUUGCCUUUGGAUUGAUAUUUAUUCCUCCUGGUCUCCCCAUAAGAGUAGUUAAAAAUCUGAGGGUUUGUGGGGAUUGCCACAAUGCCACUAAGUAUAUAUCUAAGAUCACCCAGAGGGAAAUUCUAGUGAGAGAUGCUGCCCGGUUCCACUUGUUUAAAGGUGGAACGUGUUCUUGUGGAGACUUUUGGUGAAGUCCACUUGUGUAAAGCAAUUUAUCAGAAUUUCAAAAUGUGAUGAACGAAACACGAGAUCUGGCAUAACUGAGACUUAUGAGAUCACUUUCUUCAAAGAGUAUGGGUGAAUGCAUUUGUUUUGGCUAUCCUAUAAUUCUUUAAAAACUUGAACUAAAUGACAGAUUGUGGUCCUCACUUGGCAUAUGACUCAACAUUGUUGGUUGUC